CGCAAACCCCGCAACCCCUUGUGCAACGCGUAGUAUUUGAGAGCUGUUUUUCACAACAUAACCAAGAAAGUGACUGAAGGAUCAACAACAAGAAGUUAAUAUCCUUUUAACGUAUAUAUCGACAAUAUGCCUAAAGUGAGAAGAAGCAAGAAAUCUCCGCCAGAAGGUUGGGAAUUAAUCGAACCCACUUUGGACGAGCUGGAUCAGAAGAUGAGAGAAGCUGAGACCGAAUCUCACGAGGGAAAACGCAAGCAGGAAUCGUUGUGGCCGAUCUUCAAAAUCCACCAUCAGAAAUCCAGAUACAUAUACGACCUGUUUUACAGGAGGAAAGCGAUCAGCAGGGAGCUGUACAACUUCUGCUUGGAGGAGAAGAUUGCCGACAAGAAUCUGAUUGCUAAAUGGAAGAAAACCGGUUACGAGAACCUUUGCUGCCUUCGCUGCAUCCAGACGAGGGACACCAACUUUGGAACAAACUGUAUAUGCAGAGUGCCUAAAGGGAAAUUGGAGGAGGGAAGGAUCGUGGAGUGCGUCCACUGCGGAUGCAGAGGUUGCUCCGGUUGAUUCAGCAAUAUAAGUGUUUAUUUCUUUAUUAUUUUUUUGAAAAAAUGUUUGUGGAUAUUUCGAAAAGUUUAUAUUGGGUAAUUAUUG
This is a messenger RNA of Nicrophorus vespilloides, 648 nucleotides long. Its product is annotated as protein BUD31 homolog. NCBI's taxonomy places the organism in Eukaryota, Metazoa, Arthropoda, Insecta, Coleoptera, Silphidae. The record is from RefSeq and is a predicted model, not a curated record. Gene Ontology annotation, cellular component: nucleus; spliceosomal complex. Gene Ontology annotation, biological process: mRNA splicing, via spliceosome. The transcript has 2 exons. The coding region runs from base 127 to 561 and encodes 144 amino acids.